This is a messenger RNA of Ostrea edulis (European flat oyster), 423 nucleotides long. RefSeq lists its product as uncharacterized. NCBI's taxonomy places the organism in Eukaryota, Metazoa, Mollusca, Bivalvia, Ostreida, Ostreidae. Bases 1 to 423 code for a protein of 140 amino acids. The transcript has 2 exons. The record is from RefSeq and is a predicted model, not a curated record. Gene Ontology annotation, cellular component: Set1C/COMPASS complex. Gene Ontology annotation, biological process: positive regulation of DNA-templated transcription.
AUGCUGGUCAACCAUGACCGCAUGAAAAAGUGCGAGGACCGUGACUUACCUCGCUGGCUUGCCAAUGCCCGGGAGAGGUACUUAGCUGAAAAGGGCUCAUGUCAGGCCAUAGACGAAGGGGUUCAUGCCAAAACCCCUACCGGGGCUGUGUCAGAGCUGGAAGGCAUCCCGAGGACACAGGACCCGGCAAGUCUCCAGGAUCCAGAGGUUGCACAGGUUCCCCCGGAGGAACCAAUCCCUACACCGAAGCGCAGACGGAGAAGACCGCGUAAACAUCGCGCGCUGUCACCGGCUCCCCCGAGUGCCCCCUCGGGGAAAACGCGCUAUUGCCUCUGCCGCCAGGCGGACGAUGGCAAACUUAUGAUACAGUGUGAUAGGUGUGAGGAGUGGUUUCAUGGGAAGUGUGUGGGAGAAACAACGUGA